Hibiscus syriacus is the source of this 1597-nucleotide messenger RNA. RefSeq names its product heat stress transcription factor A-1b-like. Gene Ontology annotation, molecular function: DNA-binding transcription factor activity; RNA polymerase II cis-regulatory region sequence-specific DNA binding. Gene Ontology annotation, biological process: regulation of transcription by RNA polymerase II. The coding region runs from base 78 to 1517 and encodes 479 amino acids. Gene Ontology annotation, cellular component: nucleus. The transcript has 2 exons. Lineage: Eukaryota; Viridiplantae; Streptophyta; Magnoliopsida; Malvales; Malvaceae. The record is from RefSeq and is a predicted model, not a curated record.
AACCCACUAUUUUGGAAUACUUGUUUUCCGGUUCUUCUUUAAUUCCUCUCUCUUUUUUUUAAUUAAAAAGAUAACAAAUGGCUUCUCUUCACGAUUCAAUUUCAGCAGCGAACACCGCCGCCGCCAACGGCAACACGGUGCCGCCGUUUCUGAGCAAAACUUACGAUGUGGUGGAUGACCCAUCCACGAACUCUGUCAUUUCGUGGAGUAGUGGUAACAACAGUUUCGUUGUAUGGAAAGUACCGGAGUUUUCAAGGGACCUUCUGCCCAAGUAUUUUAAGCAUAAUAACUUCUCCAGCUUUGUCAGACAGCUCAAUACAUAUGGUUUUAGAAAAGUUGACCCAGACCGUUGGGAAUUUGCAAAUGAGGGGUUCCUAAGAGGUCAGAAGCAACUCCUGAAAACUAUCAACAGGCGAAAACCUACUAAUGUCCAUAUUAAUCAACAACCUCAAGUCCAGAGCUCAACAGUUGGAGCUUGCAUUGAGGUAGGAAUGUUUGGACUCGAAGAGGAGGUUGAAAGGCUGAAGAGGGACAAGAAUGUUCUUAUGCAGGAACUUGUUAGGCUGAGACAGCAGCAACAAGCCACAGAUAACCAGUUGCAAGCUAUAGGGCAGCGUGUACAGGUGAUGGAGCAGAGACAGCAGCAAAUGAUGUCUUUUCUUGCUAAGGCCAUGCGAAGUCCAGGUUUCUUAAACCAGCUUGUACAACAGCAGAAUGAAAGCAACAGGCAGCUUACUGGUGGAAACAAAAAGAGGAGACUCCCCAGGCAGGAUGAGGAAAACUUAACUGGUGAAAAUGGCACCAUAUCUCCCAAAGGGCAGAUUGUAAAGUUUCAACCUUCACUUAAUGAGGCAGCAAAGGCAAUGCUGCACCAGAUAUUGAAGAUGAACACAUCACCUGGGCAGGAACCUUCGAUAGAUAACUCUGGUGCUUUCAUGAUUGAUGGUAUUCCUUCUUCCAAUGCACUAGACAGUGGCAGCUGCUCCAGUCGGAUUUCUGGAGUGACACUUUCAGAAGUUCCUCCAGCUUCUGGGCAAUCUUAUCUGCAAGCAGAAUCAAGUUUUCCUGACGCUAGUGAGCAUACUGAGGUAGGUAAAAUAUUGGAUAUAAUUCUGCAUAAAUCACAAAAAGAUGCAGUUUUUCCAAACAUCCCUCAGAUGCAAGCGAUUGUGCCUGAUAGUGAUAAUAAUAUUGGCUUUACUGAUGCAAGUUUGGGAGGAGGGUCUGAGAGAGGGAAUGCAGGGUAUGCUGAUCCAAUGUCCGCCAUUUUGGAUUGUGCAAAAUCUAUAGAAACGGGUGAGCUUUCUACUGAUCAUGAUAUGGACAUCUUGCUGGAUGGAACCCCUAAGCUUCCGGCAAUUAGUGAUGUUUUCUGGGAACAGUUUCUUACAACAAGUCCCCCCAGCGGGGACACAGAUGAAAUCAACUCUAGUCCUCCUGAAAAUGGUGCAACUGGUGAACAUGAAUUACUGUUAGGGAAGGAUAAUGGAUGGGAUGGGAUGGGAUUCAACAUAUGAAUCCUCUUACGGAGCAAAUGGGCCUUCUUACGUCAAAUAGCCAGAGGUGUUGAUGGCCUAGAAAUUGUGUAAAUGUUUUU